GAGCUGCCAUGUUUAGCUGCUUUGUUAUAGAUUCCUUCUAGGUUUCCUGCAGAUUUUAAGUGUUGCAAUGGAACCGAGCUGGAGUACAUUUUUAUUCCAGUCUUCUGUAGGUCCCAUGGUUCCAGGGAAUCCACGUAGGGACUACUACACAGGGAUCAGACAGGCCAAUGAAGCCCUGCAUCACCAGCACCAGGUGGCCCAGAACAGCUUGCUGCCUCUCCUCCAGUCAGGAGGACCAGAGCCUGUGGACCAGAAGCCUGUGAUGCCCAUCCUCUUGGACCAGAAGCCCCCAGUCAGCGUCGCUGAGCUCCUCAAGGACAAUGUAGCCAGCGGGACGGGGGGAGGAGGCGGCGGUGGUCCCGUUGCAGUGGUGAAGAAAGAGCCGAAGUCCAAAACACCGUUCAUCUGCGGCUACUGCAACAAAGCCUUCCGGGACAGUUACCAUCUCAGACGGCACGAGUCCUGCCACACUGGCGUCAAGAUGGUGUCCCGUCCCAAGAAGACACAGACAGCGCCCACGAUGGUGCCCAUGAUCUCCACAGUGCCGCAGCGCGAGAACAGCGGCGGCCAGCCCUCUUACAUAUCCACCAUCGCUGGCAUCCUCACCACAGCAACCACCUCGGCCUCCACGGGCUCCAGCAUCAUGUCUCCCACCAUGGUGCCCCAGCAGCAUCAACAUCAGCAGCAUCAGCAGCAGAGCCAGCCCAAGAAGCCUGCCAAGCCAGUGAAGAAGAACCACGGCUGUGAGAUGUGUGGCAAGGCCUUCCGUGACGUCUACCACCUGAAUCGUCACAAGCUGUCCCACUCGGACGAGAAGCCCUUCGAGUGUCCCAUCUGCCAGCAGCGCUUCAAGAGGAAGGACCGCAUGACCUACCACGUGCGCUCACACGACGGGGGCGUUCACAAACCUUACAUCUGCUCUGUCUGUGGGAAGGGCUUCUCCAGGGAUGUCAGCACGGGACAGGGAGACUACUGCAGGGGCCAGACGGUACCAGAAGAGAUGGUCCUGGGUCUCCAGUGUCACUCCUGCAGCUCCCAAGGCCAAUGGCCUGACCAUCUAAGCUGUCAUGUGAAGCAUGUUCAUUCAUCAGAGAGACCCUUCAAAUGCCAAGUAACGGCCUGCACCUCUGCUUUCGCCACCAAAGACCGCCUGCGCUCCCACAUGAUCCGACACGAGGGCAAGGUGACCUGCAACAUCUGUGGCAAGAUGCUGAGCGCUGCCUACAUUACCAGCCACCUCAAGACCCACGGCCAGGCCAGCUUCAACAACCCCUGUAAUAAAGGGCUAAGUGACUGGCAGUGGAACCACCACUCAGGGAUACGAAAAGGUGAGUUGACGGUAGGAGAGAUCUUAAAUAACUCGUUCCAAGUCCUUAUGGACAUCUCUCGUUUUCAAGACUCCAACACCGUGCACAACUCUGGCUCGGCAACACCUGUCACCAACUCUGCCGCCAUCACCUCUGCGAUGAACCGCAGCAACGCCAGCAACCCGGUGACCAUCGCUGCCCAGAUGAACAUCACCACCAGCACGGUCAACAUCACCUCUCCAAUCAACUUGCAGCACCCAGUGACCAUCACCGGGCCCAUGAAUAUAGCCCACCCUGUGGCCAUCACCUCUGGGAUGCCCAUGAAUAUAACCGGGCCGCUUAACAUCGCCAUGCGGCCCAUGGAUAGCAUGCCUUUUCUCUCCCAGGUCCUGCCUUCCUCCCCUCCCUGGUAGUAACCCCUUCCCUGGCCCCUGGUUAGCAUCUCUUUAUCAACCCCUCCCAUCUCUCUCCUUCUACCCCCAAACCACCACCACUUCCUCCCUUGCUUUAGCAGACCUUCCUCCUUACCAGGAGUACUAUAGAUGAUGUUGUAGUAUGGGGGGCUAGCUGGACGCUGUACCCGUCUGUCUGGCUGCAGUUGCUGCAGCAGUGAAUGCAGCAUGAUGAGAGGUGGACUGGCCAGCCCCUGUAGAUGCUGGUGCAUUUUAUUUCAUUUAACCGCCGGUAGGAGGACAGUCCUGGAAGGCAUGUGAAGUCUCAAAAGGGGAAAUGGAGCUUUUGAAUGAUGCACCAAGUGGAAGCCUGACGUAAACAAACGGGUUAUGCCUCGCCUCUUGCGUCAACAUACCUGCACAUUUGGCAUUGGAAUGAAACUGUAACACAAAUGUAUUGCUGGUAUUAAUGUCUUUUAAAUGCUCUCUUACAGAGCAGAUGGUUUUUAUAUUUGUUUUCCUUUGUUAUUAUAGCCUGCUAAUCAGUAUUUAAUAGUUGUAAUAAUUGUAAGGAGUUCAGUACAACAAAAGGGACAAAGGCUACCAUUUUGCGGGAGGGUGAUUUUUUUUUUUUCUGGAUAAUUUUUAGGCACCACAGUUAUAUCUUAGGCCAAUGCCUUUGACUACAUAAUGUGAGCUCUCCCAGGUCCUGAACAUCUCUGGAAAACGGUCACUUCUCACUGCUGGAUACUGUAAACCUAUACAUAAUUUUUAUUUUUUUAAGUAGUUCUAAGUUGUAUGUCAUAUGAAUUCACAAAGUAGCCGGAGGACAUUAGUGGUAAUGUUACAGGAACACAAGGAGGAAAUGCCUGGCACUGAAAGCAUAUCCCCAAGUUAAUGUCCUGAAAACAGCAGUAUUAUCAAGGAUCAAAAGGUUUAGUGUUGGCUGAGAGCCCUGUUAAUGUAGAGGCUACCAGAGCCACCUAGUGGCACAGUAGACACUAUGCUGAAAAAGUGGUCCCAAAGUUCACCUUUUAACAUUUUUGAAUAUAGUUAUGUUGGGAGAGGUUUUGAUAGGGCCAUUUUAUCCCCCUCCCUUUUUGAUUGCUAGUUUAGGAUCCUAUGUGUUUACUUCUACUCAAGAACCUUACUGAGUGUUGCCCAAUGUUUUGAUGAGUAAAAGGAUCAAAUCAAGUUUAACACACAACCUUGACCUUUUACCCUUUCAUUGUAAAUAUUAAAACACACAAUUAUUUUGUCUUUGCCUGUCAGAAAAGAAAGAAAAAAGUAGAUAUCUUUCAACACAGGUCAGAGCUGCAAGUACUUUAUCGUUGUCGAUAUGGCCGUCCAAUGGACUACUUUUGCAGUUUACUUCCAAGGUUAGUUUAAGGUUUUUCUGUCUCCUGAGGUCCUUUUGUUAUAUUACUGUAGAACCAAAACUGCCAUCUGGAGCCUGAGGUGCCCUGAAAGAGAGUGGGAGCAGAGACUAGAGGCUGUAUCCACUACAUGUUCUAGAAGAAUCAAAGGUUAUAGGUCAAGGGUCACAGGGCUGCUUCCUUGCCGUGCCUACUGGCUCUGCCUAGGCCUACGUUCAGUACACAGGCCUCUCACUCAAUUGGCAGGUUCUCUUAAAGAGCAUGUGUAGCUGACACGACACAUUGCCCAAAAAUCAGGCUGUAUGGGUUUGGUAGGAACAGGCGGUGCAUUCAAACGUUACACUGGUGGACACUCUAGAGACUUGUGGCCUCGCCUUCCUUGUGUCGGUCUUGGGAGCGGCAAGGUGUUUGAGGCCUUUGAUAGUAUUGUAUGCAUGCCAACACAGUGCCCCAAGGGAAUUGCUGGAAUGGAAUGGCGGGUGGUCUUGUUGCCAUUUGGAUUCCUUUUCCAUCGAUGUUGCAUGUGGAUGUCUGAGCUCGUCCAAGUUUGGAUUUAGUUUUUUAAAACUCGUUAGAAGGCUAGUGACUUUUACUGAAAGAAAACACUACAAAAAAAAUAGUUUUGAAGUAUGUGUGUUGUCCUUCCGCAGUAGCUGUAACUAGUGUGCCUGACCUACUUUGCAACAACACUAUUCCACACUUCUGCUUCCUCUUCUAGAUGUGAUGGACAUAGACUUAGACAACACUAGUGCCCAAAAGCCCAUUUUUGCAUGGGAAGCACCAAUGAGGACUAUUUGAAGUAGUCAACUACGUGGGACUUCCAAUGGGUUAAGGAAGGAACACAUCACAUAAUUCCAUCCAGGUCAUCAGGAGGGAUCAGCCAAUGAAUUAAACUUGUGAGGAAACAUUCCUUAACUGCAGUUGGCAGUAAAUUGCCAACCCUGGAUUUAAACCUGUUCAAACAACACUCUUCGUGACAGUAUGCGCCCUUUCAGUUUGUUGGCCAAGUCAUGGAAGUAAUAGAAUGUUGACUAUUUCAAAAUGGAGAUGGCCUCAAUGGCGCUGCCUGCGCUUUCGCAGAUGUCAUGUCUAUGGUGAUGGACUUGUUUUGUGAAGGAAGCCUUAACUGUUCAGAUGGCUAAGAGCUAGACAGCCCCCUCAACCAAAUUGAAAUGUUGUGAUUUUUUUUUUGAAGUAUGAUGAACACUGAAUAAAGUGUUUUGUAAGUAACAUUCUGUUAACAUAUUUGAGAAAAUGGUCUGUUUUUUUUAAAGGGCCAUUACUCUUAUGCAUCAUCAAUUUAUUUUUAACCAAAUGCUUUUAAUUUUUUUGCAAUGACACUACAUUUAUUUUGUUAAAUGCAAUGAUUUGUUUUGGUCUUAACCUUUGAUUUUGGAAAAGUGAAGUUGGUCUGAUCUCAAAUCUUUCUCUGAAUUGGGAGAUCUUGGAGUCCUGUGAAGGCUGCUGAAUGUAUAUCUUUGUACAAAACCAUUUAGUUCAGAGGACAUGUUAGUUAUGAUAGACACAUGCAAGGGAAAAAAACUAGAACCUUUUUAUAAAUCUUUUUGUAUUAGAACAUUAACAAUGGUAAUUUUGUAUAUACAAAGACUAGGCUUUCUGAUUAGCAGAAAGGUAACAUUCCUACAUUUUUAAAUGUCUGUCAAGAAUAAUUGUAAACAUAUGCGCAAUGUUUUUAUGUGCCUUUUUAUUUGGGUUGUCUAAAUAAAAUAAUUAUAAAACAUGA
Molecule: messenger RNA, 4819 nt
Organism: Oncorhynchus gorbuscha (pink salmon)
Lineage: Eukaryota; Metazoa; Chordata; Actinopteri; Salmoniformes; Salmonidae
Product: vascular endothelial zinc finger 1-like
Exons: 9
Coding region: 68-1720 (550 amino acids)
Biological process (GO): regulation of transcription by RNA polymerase II
Cellular component (GO): nucleus
Molecular function (GO): DNA-binding transcription activator activity, RNA polymerase II-specific; RNA polymerase II cis-regulatory region sequence-specific DNA binding
Source: RefSeq, a predicted model, not a curated record